AUGGCGGCAGAGGAUGUAAAGCAAGGCGCGAAAGCACAAGCACCAGGUGCAUCAAGAGCAUGGGAAGCACUCACACCUGGUCUGUCAGAAUGGAUACUGGACGCAGUCUCGAGCAUGGGAUUCGCCCGGAUGACGCCGGUUCAAGCGUCCGCCAUACCUCUGUUCAUGGGCCAUAAAGAUGUUGUGGUUGAGGCUGUAACUGGCUCGGGCAAGACUUUGGCCUUUCUUGUACCUGUCGUAGAAAGAUUACUGCGGAUUUCGGAGCCUAUCAAGAAGAACCAUGUUGGGGCUAUCAUUAUCUCGCCCACCAGAGAAUUAGCAACUCAGAUCCACUCUGUCCUGCUCUCCCUCUUAGCCUUCCAUGGCCCCUCCGCCCCGUUCCUCAAUACACAGAAUACAGAUUUGGACCCUGAUAUGGAUGUUGACGGCGAACAUCCUCCACCUCCUGCCUUUCCUGCGUCGACCCUCAAAGUUAUACCUCAGCUCCUUUUAGGCGGCACAACUACAACGGCACAGGACCUCUCGAACUUCUUAAGGACCUCGCCAAACCUGCUGAUAGCUACCCCUGGCCGUCUCCUCGAGCUGCUGUCUUCCCCACACGUCCAUUGCCCCCAGUCGUCGUUCGAGGUUCUUGUGAUGGACGAAGCCGACAGGCUCCUAGACUUGGGGUUCAAAGACGACCUCCAGAAGAUCCUCCAACGCCUUCCCAAGCAGCGACGUACAGGCCUGUUUUCAGCCAGCGUUUCCGAGGCAGUUGACCAGCUCGUGCGCGUGGGUCUAAGAAACCCAGUUAGGAUCGCAGUAAAGGUCAAAAGCGCCAACGGAGCACUAGACAAGAGGACACCAGCCAGUCUACAAAUGUCCUACCUACUCACUCCACCUUCCCACAAGCUUCCCGCCUUAAGAGCACUCCUCACAUCCCUAACUCCAACGCCACAAAAAACAAUCAUAUACAUCUCCACCUGCGCAGCCGUCGACUACUUCCAAAACCUCCUCGCUGUCCUUUUACCCGGCUUCACCAUCGUACCCCUACACGGGAAGUACCCGCCUAACGUCCGCCAAAAGAACUUCGCCCGCUUCACCACCUCCGUCGCCCCAACCGUCCUCCUCACAACCGACGUAGCAGCCCGCGGCCUCGACAUCCCCUCCGUCGACCUCGUUGUGCAGCUCGACCCGCCCUCGGACCCGAAAGCCUUCCUGCACCGCUGCGGACGCGCCGCGCGUGCCGGGCGGAAGGGGUUGGCCGUUACCUUUCUGACGCCCGGGAGAGAGGAGGACUACAUCGAGUUCCUGCGCGUGAGGCAGACGCCUAUUACGCCGCUUUCUGCGCCUGCGAUCGUGGUCAGUGAUGAAGAGGCCGCGGCGACGACGGAGCGGAUCAGGGAGGUGGUGCGCGCGGAUCGCGCAACACAUGAUAAGGCGCAGAAGGCGUUCGUGAGCUGGGUCCAGGCGUACUCGAAACAUGCGGCUGGGUCUAUCUUUCGCGUGCAGGAUCUGGAGUGGGGGGAGUUGGGCAGAGCGUGGGGGCUACUGCGGUUGCCGAAGAUGCCGGAGGCGAGACGGUGGGAGGGCGAUAGGACAUUAGGCGUUGUGGUAGAUUGGGAAAAUUUUGCGUACAAGGACAAAACGAGGGAGAAGCAUAGGAAGGCGGAGAUGGAGGCGAGGAGGGCAGGUGUGGGGGAGGGACGGGGGAAGGAGGGGAUGGGUAUUGAGGGGGAAAGGAGGGUGAAGAAGGAGAGGGCGUGGAGCUUGAAGAAGGACGCUAAGUCGGUGAGGGAGCAGAGGAGGGAGAAGAAGCUGACAAGGAGGGAGAAGGAGAAGCUGGAGAAGAUGGGACCCGAGGAGCGGGAAGAGAGAGAAAAGCUUCAGAGGAUGAUUGAGGAGGUUAGGAAGAGGGGCGUGGAAGAGGAGUUCGAGGGUUUCGGGGAUUGA
Molecule: messenger RNA, 1932 nt
Organism: Coniosporium apollinis CBS 100218
Lineage: Eukaryota; Fungi; Ascomycota; Dothideomycetes
Exons: 4
Coding region: 1-1932 (643 amino acids)
Cellular component (GO): nucleolus
Molecular function (GO): nucleic acid binding; RNA helicase activity; ATP binding
Source: RefSeq, a predicted model, not a curated record